Durio zibethinus is the source of this 787-nucleotide messenger RNA. RefSeq names its product cytochrome b-c1 complex subunit 7-2, mitochondrial-like. Gene Ontology annotation, biological process: mitochondrial electron transport, ubiquinol to cytochrome c. The record is from RefSeq and is a predicted model, not a curated record. NCBI's taxonomy places the organism in Eukaryota, Viridiplantae, Streptophyta, Magnoliopsida, Malvales, Malvaceae. Gene Ontology annotation, cellular component: respiratory chain complex III.
CGCACAAACCGUUCUGCCAGAAAACAAAAUAUAAAGGAGGAGGCUCUCAGGUGGAGAAACAGAGAGUAGCAAAAAUGUCGUCGUUUUUGCAGUCAUUUCUGGAUCCGAAGAAGAACUGGUUGGCAGCUCUACACAUGAAAUCCCUCUCCAAACGCCUCUCCAAAUACGGCCUUCGCUACGACGAUCUAUACGAUCCUUACUACGACCUGGAUAUCAAGGAGGCGUUGAAUCGGCUGCCCCGUGAGAUCGUCGAUGCCCGUAACCAACGCCUUAAGCGUGCAAUGGACCUCUCCAUGAAGCACGAGUAUCUCCCCGAACAUCUUCAGAAAAUGCAGACACCAUUUAGGAGCUAUCUUCAAUAUAUGCUUGCUCUUGUGAAGAAGGAGAGAGCAGAGCGUGAAGCCUUGGGAGCUUUGCCUCUGUAUCAGCGAACCAUUCCUUGAGGUUUUUGAGUAUCGUAUAGUUGCUGCUGUUGAAAUUCGUUUUCAAAUGAUUUGUAUGCCAUAUCAUGCUUUGUUAGCAGAAGUGGACAUGAAUUUUACCUUUCCUAAUUGGUUGGUUACACAGUGAUCUGUGUCAGUUUUUCAAUGGAAUCACGAAUUGGGUUUAGUCCAUUCGCAAUGUCCUAAUAAUAUUUAGAGCUGUGAACUGCAUUUUAUGCUUGAAAUUAAGCAAUUCUACAAUUAACGGCCUUAGUAUCUAGAUGGCUUUCUUGUAACUUGUUAGUGGUUGUGUUCACCCUGAUCAUAAUGUGUAUUGGCUCUUGAACUUUCAUUGUUCGAGCAAA